Brassica oleracea var. oleracea is the source of this 767-nucleotide messenger RNA. Its product is annotated as oleosin Bn-V. The transcript is spliced from 2 exons. Lineage: Eukaryota; Viridiplantae; Streptophyta; Magnoliopsida; Brassicales; Brassicaceae. Gene Ontology annotation, cellular component: membrane; monolayer-surrounded lipid storage body; extracellular region. Gene Ontology annotation, biological process: lipid storage; sexual reproduction. Bases 42 to 602 code for a protein of 186 amino acids. The record is from RefSeq and is a predicted model, not a curated record.
CAUAUAUUCAACGUCUUCUUUUUCUAGUCAACAAGAGCAAAAUGACGGAUACAGCUAGAACCCAUCACGAUAUCACCACCCGAGAUCAGUAUCCAUUGAUUAGCCGAGACCGAGACCAGUAUGGGAUGAUUGGUCGGGACCAGUACAAUAUGUCCGGCCAAAACUACUCCAAGUCUAGGCAGAUUGCUAAAGCUACCACUGCAGUCACCGCUGGUGGAUCUCUCCUUGUUCUCUCCAGUCUCACCCUUGUGGGAACGGUCAUUGCAUUGAUUGUUGCCACUCCACUGCUUGUUAUCUUUAGCCCAAUCCUAGUCCCCGCUCUCAUCACCGUCGCACUGCUGAUCACCGGCUUUCUCUCCUCUGGUGGAUUUGGCAUUGCAGCUAUAACGGUCUUCUCUUGGAUCUACAAGUAUGCAACGGGAGAGCACCCACAGGGGUCAGAUAAGUUGGACAGUGCAAGGAUGAAGCUGGGAAGCAAGGCUCAGGAUAUGAAGGACAGAGCUUACUACUAUGGACAACAACAUACAGGUGAGGAACACGAUCGGGACCGUGACCACCGCACCGACCGUGACCGCACCCGGGGAACCCAACACACUACUUAAAUUAAGCCAAGACUCUAAUAAUUUGUUUAGGGUGGAUAAUAAAAGGGGGAAGCCGAUCUCACAUAGUGUUUUUUUCCCUUUGUCAUAAAUAAUGUGCAAGUGUGUGGUUCUCUUGUCACACGGUACCAUGUUUUGUUGUGUUAUUCUCAGCUUAUGUUGUACGUU